Paramacrobiotus metropolitanus is the source of this 4832-nucleotide messenger RNA. RefSeq names its product bromodomain-containing protein 3-like. Gene Ontology annotation, cellular component: chromatin; nucleus. Gene Ontology annotation, biological process: chromatin remodeling; regulation of DNA-templated transcription. The transcript has 8 exons. The record is from RefSeq and is a predicted model, not a curated record. Bases 638 to 4378 code for a protein of 1246 amino acids. Lineage: Eukaryota; Metazoa; Tardigrada; Eutardigrada; Parachela; Macrobiotidae.
AUUUUUCUUCAAAGCGCGCUGCGCUGCCGCUGCUGUGUGUGUUGUAAGCUGCGGUGGAAAGCAAAAUGGCUGAUACGGCAGUGCAUUAUAGGGUGGUUAUGCGCAAGCGCCUGGCAGUGGCAUGACAUCAAAACAUGCCAAAGCAGAAAUGCACUCAUCACGAGGAAGUGCGCAUAAGCUCAGACUGGGGCCUCCAAAUAACACACACACACAGACACACGUUACAGCAUUCAAUGGCCUUUCCAGAUAGUCGCCAUGUUUUACCGUGAUGACGAUAAUUCUUCCCAUUAUUUCCACAAAUUCUGGAUGAAAUAAAUCAUAAAAACAUAGUGAAAAUAUUCAUUGAUAAGAAUAUCGUGUUUCUAUGCGGAAACAUAGCGGAAUCUGUUGGUAAUUGAUGGUAUCCAGCGCCGACUUGGGAUCUUCCAUAAAAUCGGGAUGUUGUCCUCCGUGUUUGCCUUAAUCUGAUCAUACGUAAGGAUUUUCGCGCUUUUUUGGUAGACUACGAGAUCUCCGCUGUAGAAUGACGUCCUGGCUAUGAUUGUAGCCCUGUGUUAUCCGUGUUUGAUCCGUUAUUGUGAGGAAACCCGGAAGACGUAGUGAAUCUGGCAGUACCGUAAGCGGUCCCUGCUUCACGAUGAACGGCCGCAGCACCAGCGCGUCGUCCUCCAGUACUCCAGGGAAUCCUCACGGGUUGGCGGUGACGACCACGGCGCUGCCGCAUAACGCACUGCGUACCAUGACUCCGGGUGCGGCGAUUAAUCAUCUGCUGAGCAGCCGCAAUCGGCCUCUGCAGGGCAGUGCGGGCCCCCAUCUGCAGGGGCUCGCCCCUUCCACUCCCAACGGACCAGGGAUGCUGAUGGUGAACGGCGGGAUCACCGACGGCAUGGAUGGCUUUCACGCCAACGGUCCAGGAAUAAACGGCUCGGCAGGUUCGAUAUCCUCCGAGGACAGUUCGACCAGCAGUGCAUUAGUCGCUGGCCCAUCCGGUCUUUCCAACGGCAAAGGCGCCCGUAAUGAGAAUCUCGACGGCAGUUACCGCCGCGGCGGUAUCGUCCAGCCCCCCUACCGACCCCCGCCGGGCACCCCUCUCAAGAACUCCAACCAGUUGCAGUAUCUGAAGAACGUCAUGAUGAAAGCCCUGACCAAGCACAACAUGGCCUGGCCCUUCGCCUCGCCGGUGGAUGCCAUCGCGCUGUGCAUCCCCGACUAUCAUGACAUCAUCACGCAGCCCAUGGACCUGGGCACCAUCCAGAAGCGGCUGGAUAACUAUUGGUACCGCGAUGCACAGGAGUGCAUCGCCGAUUUCAAGGUGAUGUUCACGAACUGUUAUACGUACAACCAGUCCGGUGAGGAUGUGGUGAAGAUGGCCAACGAGCUGGAGAAGACGUUCCUGACCAAGUUAGCCCUCAUGCCCGCUGAGAUGGUCGAGCUUCCCGUCAAACCGACGAAACCUGCCAAAGGCAAACGCGGUCCCGGUCGCCCGGUGGGCAGUGGACGGAAAGCAGCGGCUGUCCCGGCCGUCGGUGGUCCACCCACUCCCGUGGUGCCGCGAGCGACCCCCGCGCCGCCGCGUCCUCCUCAAGCCCACGCCGCGGCCGCUCCUGCAAUAAUGCCAAAUAAUAAUAUGAUCCCCGUGAUGCCGGUGUCUGUAGCCGGAGCCAAUAGCGUCUUUGCGCUCAGCAAUCAGGGCCCCUUCACCUUCCCAACCGUACCACUUCCGCAGCGUGCCACGACGGCACCCCCGCCGCCUCGGGGCCCCACUCCCCGCCCCAACCAAUCUCAGCGCAUGCCCACCCCGCGGGCCACCCCACCGGUACCGGUGUAUACGGCGCCGGCCGCCGCACCACCACCGCCCUCGGGCCCCGGCCGGAAAAAGUCUACCACGUCGGUUGUUCCGAGAAAUCCGGCGCCGGCACAGAUGCGCGGCCCUCCCAUGGCCAUCCCGCAGGCGCCGCCGCCGGCGCACAAUGUGAAAGUUACUUCCAAUGCGCGCCAUAACGCACCCCCGCAACCGCGGCAGUCUGCCCCGCCGCCGACUCCGACGGUGCAGAAGAAUCAGCAGCAGAUCGCUGUUAAGAAGAUGAACCGGCAGUCGGAUGCGGAGAGGAAGGAAGAAAAAAUUUUUUCGAUCCGUGAACAAAUGGAUAUUUGUUACGGGAUACUGGAUGAAUUAAACCACGAUCGCCAUAAGAAAUAUGCUUGGCCAUUUGCUGUUCCGGUGGAUGUGAAGGCGUUGAAACUGGAUGAUUAUUUCAAGGUUAUCAAACGACCCAUGGAUUUGCAGACGGUGAAGGAGAAGUUUCUUAGAGGAGCAUAUAAAGCACCCGCGGAUUUUUGCGACGACAUUCGGCUGAUAUUUUUCAAUUGUUACCGCUAUAAUCCGGAGGGACACGAGGUGGUGAACAUGGCAUGGCAGUUACAGGAAGUAUUUGAGCUGAAAUGGGGAAAAGUCCCCUUUCCUCUUCCACCGACACCGAGUAUAUUACGCGAACAGCAGGGCUGUUUGCUGUGGCCGCUGCAUGACGCCCCUGACUCACCUAAAGCGCCCGCUUCCAAGAGUCCCACUGUCGCUGGCGGAGAGAAAAAGAAGAAAUCACAACCCAAAGAGAAAGCCACAAAAAUUUUGAUCUCCAGUUUGUCGCAGCAACUGCUCAGUCUACAGGAUACAGUCAAUAAAAUGCAGCCUAAUACUGUUCCCCAGCCGGCACCUCCGCCGGAAUCGCCACCCAAGCCAGCUUCCAAGGGCCGAAAAAGGAAAUCGGAUGAACCGGAAAAGCCAGCCAAGAUCCCGCAUAUCGAGGAAAAGAAACCGGCUACACCAGUGUCAGCGUCAUCCAAGAAAAAGUCUCCGAAACGUGGCGCAGUCGAGAUGGAACCGGAAGUCGUAGCGCCACCAGCUAAAAAGCCACGCAAGCCUCGUACACCGAAGCAUACCAUCGAGAAAAUGCCUGAAGUGGCGCCGGUUGUGCCAGCUCCGGUUAUCAAUCCGCCAGCAGCCAAGGCUGCGAAGACGACUACAUCGCCGGUUGUUUCGCCACAACGCAAGACGCCACCACAAGCACCAGCUGCCGUUCCCGCAUCUCCCAAGAAAACUGGCCACCCAUUGCCGAAAGUGACCAAUGCCCGGGAAAUGACGUUUGAUGAGAAGCAGCAGUUGAGUGUGCGGAUCAAUUCUCUCCAGGGUGAAAAAUUGGAGCGCGUCGUGCAGAUCAUCCAGAGUCUGGAACCCCAGUACGCUGACGCUCCGGAGGAGAUCGAGAUUGACUUUGAGACACUGAAUCCGACGACUUUAUGCACGCUGGAAAUGUUCGUCAAUGAAGCACUGGGUCUGCCGGGACCGGCGCCGGUGGAGUUGCGCGCACAGGAGCCGCCGGUGGUGCCCGGUGCGGUCGUUCCUCAGCCGGAGCCCCCCAAACCCGAAAGUACGCGAGCCAAGAAAGCCAAAUCCAACAAGUACAAGCACGACUCAUCAGACAGCUCGUCCAGCGAUAGCUCCACGGACUCUGAAUCGGAAGGGGAGCAGACGCGAAAGCGCAGCGGCGGCGCUAAGCCACUAUCGGCGACGCCGACGGUGUUGGAUCAGCCAGUAUUUGGAGGAGCGCCUAAGAUGCCGCCAGUCUUCCCGUUGACGGGCGGAUUGGGCGGCGCGGCGGAGAAGACGUUCGGGAAUCUGGGGAAGAAUAAUUUGAAGGAGGACAGCGGGAAGAUGCAGCAGCCGACGGCGGCUGCCGUGGCGGCAGUGCCGCAGCUGAAGAACGCCGAGUCGUGGUCGUCCUUUGCCAAGAAUGCGCCGCAGCAGACGAACAGUACGUCAGUCUUUCAGGAUAGUUUUGAGCAGUUUCGCAAGCAGGCCAAAGAGAAGGAGGAUAAGCAGAAGAUGCUGAAGAAUCAGGAGAUGGCGAAAAAGCAGCAGCGCGAGGCGGAGCAUGCCAAACGGGAACGGGAGCGAGCGGGACGUGAAAUGGACAUGGAGAAGAUGCACCACGGUCAUCACGGCUACCAGCCCGCCAUCCAACCACACCAUCAGCACCACCACCAUCAUCAUCCCGCCCAACAACCGGCGCACCAUCACCACCGCGGAUCCUUCGAGGGGAACAUGUUCAUGAACAACCCCUCGCCGUCGGGUUUCGUGCUGUCGCAGCCGUCCCCGUCGAACAGUAUGUCGCCCAGUUCGCUGAGUAUGUCACCGGGCAGUGCGGCCUCCCCGCCGGAGCCCGUGGCGGAUAAUGCCGGCGGCGGCGCGACGAUGAGUCAGCGGGAGCGCGAUCGGAUGCGGGAGGCGGAGCGACGGCGUCGACAGGCCAUGGCCGGCCGGAUUGAUCUGAAUCAUCAACAUGACAUUAUUGCCAGUUUCGAAUCGCAGAUGCAGUACUGAGCAGGCGAGUGAGCGGCGCGGAUGUGAAAAUGGAAGGUGUACGUCUAGUGUGUUGCGCGUUUCGUAACGUUGUAUAUAGUCGUCGGAUUUUUUUUCUUGAUUUUUUUGGAGAAAUAAGUCUCGGUUUAUCUCGAAGAAAAUUUACCAAACAGAGAGAGGUUGGUGUGCCCGUUGGCGCGGUUGAAGCGGGGGAGGGGAAGGGGGGAUUUCGUGAAAAUUUUAGGGACGAGAAUUUGUCUUCUGUUAUUAUGUGAGAAUUUGCUUGGGGAAAGCGGCGCGGCGCGGUAGAAUGUAAUUUGUUUUUUUGGUGUCAUGUUUCUGUAAUUUGUCGUGAUGGACGAGUUUUUGUUUCAUUUUUUCCAAUUUGUGUACUGCGAAAACGCUGCGCUGGGUAUGAUGCGAUUGUGUCAGAGAAAGUUUUUUUCCUUGUCUGAAAAUUAAAAGACGUUGAUUA